CAGGGGGUAUUUGCAAUUUGAGCUUCUUGGGUCAGGCAGCUCAGAGGGUGGCGCUGUUGCUGCUGCCUCCAUGGUUCCAUGUGAUUUGGGAGCCCGGGCUGAGCCGCUGCUGCCCCCCAGCGGGGUGUGUGCAAGGAGAGCCCUUCCCUAGCGCCCCUCGGGGCCCAGCCGGGGGGACUUUCUGCGGGGGCUGGAACCAGCCGCGGGCUCUGCCGACACCAGCCCCUGAGCCGGAGCCUGCAGGCUGCAGAAUGACAUCCACAUCUUGCUCCAGAUCUUCCCAUCCUCCCAAGGGACAGGGAAGAGACAUGGCUGCUUCAGUGGUGCUGGCUCAAGAGCUGGUGACCUUCAAGGAGGUGGCUGUGUAUUUUACUGAAGAGCAAUGGGCUCUGAUGGACCCCCAUCAGAGAGCCCUCUACAGGGACGUCAUGCAGCAGAACUAUGAGAAUGUGACCUCUCUGGGAUUUCCAGUUGCCAAACCCAACAUAAUAUCCCAGCUGGAACGAGGGGAAGAGCCGUGGGUGUCAGACCUCCCGAGCUUUGAGGAAAGGGACAUCCUGAGAAACAUCCGCACAGGUGAUAGGAUGGUGCGUGAGAGCGAGGAGGAGAAUCCUCAGCAGGAAGUUCCUGAGCAAAUGGAACAACAUGGAAAUCUAUCUGGAAAAACGGAAGAGGAAGUUUCCCAGAGUCCUGAGCUGAGAGAAGCCUGUGAGAGACAGCAAGGAAACAACCCAGGGAUGAAACUGGGUAAAUACACUUACCAAGUGGGAGGUCUGAAGGACCUUAAGGAAACCACAAUCCAGCCAAGAGUCUUCAGUAAAGAGGAACCAUAUGACUGUGCUGAGUGUGGGAGAAGUUUCAACCGGAAAUCCAACCUUGUUAGACAUCAAAGAGUCCACACCGGCGAAAAACCCUAUAACUGCCCCAGCUGUGGGAAGUGCUUCAAUCAGAUAUCAAACCUUAUUGUACAUCAACGAAUCCAUACAGGAGAGAGACCCUAUAAAUGCCUCGACUGUGAGAAAAAUUUCAAGCACAGUUCAGACCUUGUUUUACACCAGAGAAUUCACACGGGAGAGAGACCAUAUAAAUGCCCUGACUGUGGGAAGAGCUUCAAGCAGAGCUCAGUCCUUAUUUCACAUCACACAAUCCAUACGGGAGAGAAACCCCACAACUGUCUUGAGUGCGGGAAAUAUUUUGCUUAUUUCUCAUCCCUGAUUUCACACCAGAGAAUCCACACAGGAGAGAGACCUUAUACAUGCCUCGACUGCGGGAAAACCUUCAGUCAGAAAGCGUACCUUAUUGUCCACCAGAGAAUCCACACGGGAGAGGCACCCUAUAGCUGUCCUGAGUGUGGGAAAAGCUUCAAGCAGAGAUCAGACCUUAGUGUACAUCAGAGAAUCCAUGUGGCAGAGAGACCCUAUAAAUGCCCCGACUGUGGGAAAAGCUUCAGCCAGAGUUCAAACCUUCUUAAACACCAGAGAGUCCACACAGGAGAGAGACCCUAUAACUGCCUGGAGUGUGGGAAACAUUUUUCUAAUUUCUCGUAUCUGAUUUCACAUCGGAGAAUCCACACAGGAGAGAGACCCUAUAAGUGCCCCGACUGCGGAAAAAGCUUCAGGCAGAGCUCAGACCUCAGUAAACAUCGGAGACUCCACACAGGAGAGGCACCCUAUAAAUGUUCUUUCUGUGGGAAAAGCUUUGCUCUGAGCUCAAACCUGAUUUCACACCAGAGAAGUCACACGGGAGAGGCACCCUAUAAAUGUGCCAACUGCGGGAAAAGCUUCAAACAGAGCUCGGACCUUAUUUCACACAGACGAAUUCACACAGGUGAGAGACCUUAUAAAUGCUCUGUCUGUGGAAAGAGCUUCAGCCAGAGAUCAAACCUCACCAUACAUCAGAAAAUCCACACAACAGCGAGACCCUAUAACUGCCCUGACUGCGGGAAAAGCUGCAAGCGCAGCUCAGAACUAAUUUUGCAUCAGAGAAUCCACACGGGAGAGAAACCCUUUAACUGCUCCAAUUGUGGGAAAAGUUUCUGUCAGAGAUCGCACCUUAUUAGGCAUCAGAGAAUUCACACAGGAGAGAGACCUUAUAAAUGCUCUGUCUGUGGAAAGAGCUUCAGCCAGAGAUCAAACGUCACCGUACAUCAGAAAAUUCACAAGGCAGUGAGACCCCAUAACUGCCCUGAGUGUGGGAAAAGCUGCAAGCGCAGCUCAGACCUUAUUUCACAUCAGAAAAUUCAUGUGGGAGAGAAAUCCCAUAACUGCCCUGAGUGUGGAAAAAGCUUCAAGCGGAGCUCAGAACUAAUUUCACAUCAGAGAAUCCACACGGGAGAGAAACCCUUUAACUGCUCCGAAUGUGGGAAAAGUUUCUGUCAGAGAUCGCACCUUAUUAGGCAUCAGAGAAUUCACAUGGGACAUAAACCCUUUAACUGCUCUGAGUGCGGAAAGAACUUUACCCAGAGCUCAGCCCUUAUUGUCCAUCACAGAAUGCACACUGGAAAUAAACCAUAUACAUGUUCUGUCUGUGGGAAAAGCUACAAGGCGAAGGUAUCGCUAAUAUCCCACCAGAAACUGCACACAACUCCUCAGGACAGGGCUCUGGCCUUGCCAACAGAGACUCUGGGCUUUAGUUACAGUGGGUCCCAGGGAGGGCUGCAGCCCGGGUUGUUAUCCAUGGGGCACAGGAAGCAGGGCUGGGAGCAGCCGCUGAGAGCUGGUGUAUCCGGCGCUGGGGCGAGGGCAGGGGGAGAGUUCAAGGUUGGUAGGAGGCAUCAGUGGUACUCUCAGAGGGCCAGAGACUGCACAGCGCCUGCAUUUGAGUGGUCCGGGAUCAAGGCGGCUGGAAGAAGCUGUCGCUGCCUCCAUUGUGAGCCGGAGCCCGGGCUGAGCCGCUGCUGCUCCCCAGCGGGGUGCGGGGAGAGACCUGCAUUAACCUCCCUUUGCAUCCGUUCCUCCCAGGGGAGGACUUUCUGCGGGGGCUGGAACCAGCCCCGGGCUCUGGCGACACCAGCCCCGGAGCCGGAGCCUGCAGGCUGCAGAAUGACAUCCACAUCUUGCUCCAGAUCUUCCCAUCCUCCCAAGGGACAGGGAAGAGACAUGGCUGCUUCAGUGGUGCUGGCUCAAGAGCUGGUGACCUUUGAGGAGGUGGCUGUGUAUUUUACUGAAGAGCAAUGGGCUCUGCUGGACCCCCAUCAGAGAGCCUUCUACAGGGACAUCAUGCAGCAGAACUAUGAGAAUGUGAUCUCGCUGGGAUUUCCAGUUGCCAAACCCAACAUAAUAUCCCAGCUGGAACGAGGGGAAGAGCUGUGGGUGUCAGACCUCCCGAGCUUUGAGGAAAGGGACAUCCUGAGAAACAUCCGCACAGCAGGUGAUGGGAUGGUGGGUGAGAGCGAGGAGGAGAAUCCUCAGCAGGAAGUUCCUGAGCAAGUGGAACAACAUGGAAAUCUAUCAGGAAAAACUGAAGAGGAUGUUUCCCAGAGUCCUGAGCAGAGAGAAGCCUGUGAGAGACAGCAAGGAAACAACCCAGGGAUGAAACUGGGUAAAUACACUUACCAAGUGGGAGAUCUGAAGGACCUUAAGGAAACCACAAUCCAGCCAAGAGUCUUCAGUAAAGAGGAACCAUAUGACUGUGCUGAGUGUGGGAGAAGUUUCAACCGGAAAUCCAACCUUGUUAGACAUCAAAGAGUCCACACCGGCGAAAAACCCUAUAACUGCCCCAGCUGUGGGAAGUGCUUCAAUCAGAUAUCAAACCUUAUUGUACAUCAACGAAUCCAUACAGGAGAGAGACCCUAUAAAUGCCUCGACUGUGAGAAAAAUUUCAAGCUCAGUUCAGACCUUGUUUUACACCAGAGAAUUCACACGGGAGAGAGACCUUAUAAAUGCCCUGACUGUGGGAAGAGCUUCAAGCAGAGCUCAGUCCUUAUUUCACAUCACACAAUCCAUACGGGAGAGAAACCCCACAACUGUCUUGAGUGCGGGAAAUAUUUUGCUUAUUUCUCAUCCCUGAUUUCACACCAGAGAAUCCACACAGGAGAGAGACCGUAUACAUGCCUCGACUGCGGGAAAACCUUCCGUCAGAAAGCGUAUCUUAUCGUCCACCAGAGAAUCCACAUGGGAGAGGCACCCUAUAGCUGUCCUGAGUGUGGGAAAAGCUUCAAGCAGCGAUCAGACCUCAGUGUACAUCAGAGAAUCCAUGUGGCAGAGAGACCCUAUAAAUGCCCCGACUGUGGGAAAAGCUUCAGCCAGAGUUCAAACCUCCUUAAACACCAGAGAGUCCAUACAGGAGACAGACCCUAUAACUGCCUGGAGUGUGGGAAACACUUUUCUAAUUUCUCUUACCUGAUUUCACAUCGAAGAAUCCACACAGGAGAGAGACCCUAUAAGUGCCCCGACUGCGGGAAAAGCUUCAAACAAAGCUCGGACCUUAGUAAACAUUGGAGACUCCACACAGGAGAGACACCCUAUAAAUGUUCUUUCUGUGUGAAAAGCUUUGCUCUGAGCUCAAACUUGAUUUCACACCAGAGAAUCCACACGGGAGAGGCACCCUAUAAAUGUGCCAACUGCGGGAAAAGCUUCAAACAGAGCUCGGACCUUAUUUCACACAGACGAAUUCACACAGGUGAGAGACCUUAUAAAUGCUCUGUUUGUGGAAAGAGCUUCAGCCAGAGAUCAAACCUCACCAUACAUCAGAAAAUUCACACGGCAGCGAGACCCUAUACCUGCCCUGAGUGUGGGAAAAGUUGCAAGCGCAACUCAGACCUUUCAGAGAAGCAGGGCUGGGAGCAGCCGCUGAGAGCUGGUGUAUCCGGCGCUGGGGCGAGGGCAGGGGGAGAGUUCAAGGUCGGUAGGAGGCAUCAGUGGUACUCUCAGAGGGCCAGAGACUGCACAGCGCCUGCAUUUGAGUGGUCCGGGAUCAAGGCGGCUGGAAGAAGCUGUCGCUGCCUCCGUUGUGAGCCGGAGCCAGGGCUGAGCCGCUGCUGCUCCCCAGCGGGGUGCGGGGAGAGACCUGCAUUAACCUCCCUUUGUGCCCGGCCGGGGGGACUUUCUGCGGGGGCUGGAACCAGCCCCUGGGGCAGCCCCGGGCUCUGCCGACACCAGCCCCUGAGCCGGAGCCUUCAGGGGCCGGUGACCUUUGAGGCAGUGGCUGUGUAUUUCACCAAGGAGGAGUGGGCUCUGCUGGACCCCAGUCAGAGAGCCCUCUACAGGAAUAUCAUGCAGGAGAACUAUGAGACUGUGACAUCUCUGGGUUUUCCUAUUCCCAAACCGAAUGUGAUCUCCCAGCUGGAACGGGGGGAAGAGCCUUGGGUCCCAGCUCUUCAGGGCUCUAAGGAAAAAGAGAUCCUGAGAAACAUCUACACAGGAGGGGAUGGGACGGUGACUGAGAAGGAAGCAGACAAUUCUCAGCGGGGAGGUCCGGAGCAAGUGGAACUGCAUGGGAUGCAGUCAGGAAGAGCUGAAAGGAACAGUCCCUGUUCAGGACUCCAGGAAGCAACCUACAAGAGUCAGCUCAGGCCAGAGAGGCAGCUGGGAAAGCACCGAGGGAAGACACGGGGUAAAUCCACUCAGCAUGGAGGAGUUUUGAAAGACCUUCCCGAAGACACGAUCCAGCCAGGAAUCUGCACUAAAGAAAAAAUGUAUGAUUGUGCUGAGUGUGGGAAAAGCUUCAGUUGGAGAUCACAUCUUAUUGUACAUCAGAGAAACCACACGGGGGAGAAACCCUAUAACUGCCCCGAGUGUGAGAAAAGCUUCAGUCGGAGCUCUACCCUGAUUAUACAUCAGAGAGUCCACACGGGGGAGAGACCCUACAAGUGUCACGACUGUGGGAAGAGUUUCAAGCGCAGCUCAGAACUUCUUUCACAUCGACGAACCCACACGGGAGAGAAACCCCAUAACUGCCCUGACUGUGGGAAAACCUUCAGUGAUGGCUCAAAUCUCAUUAAGCAUCAGAGAAUCCACACAGGACAGAAACUCUAUAACUGCCCUGAGUGCGGGAAGAGCUUCAGUCGGAGCUCACACCUUAUCACUCAUCAGAGAAUCCACACAGGAGAGCGGCCCUUCUACUGCCCUGAGUGCGGGAAGGGGUUCAGUCGGAAGGCUCAUGUCAUUACACACCAGAAAACCCACACUGGAGAGAGACCCUUUCGAUGUCCCGAGUGCGGGAAAAGCUUCAUUCGGAGCUCAGACCUCACUAUACAUAAAAGAAUCCACACGGGAGAGACACCCUAUAAGUGUUCUGUCUGCGGGAAAAGUUUCAAGCAGAGCUCAGAACUUAUUUCACAUCAGAGAAGCCACACAGGAGAAAGACCUUAUAACUGCCCCGACUGCAAGAAAAGCUUCAGUAAUAGCUCCGACCUUAUUGUGCAUCGGAGAAUCCACACAGGAGAGAAGCCCUAUAAAUGCUCCGAUUGCGGGAAAAGCUUUGGUCACAGCUCGGCCUUUAUUAGACACAGGAGAAUCCACACUGGCCUGAGGCCCUAUAAUUGCCCCGAGUGCGGGAAAAGUUUUGCUCAGAAAUGGCACCUUAUUAGACACCAGAGAAUGCACAAUGGAGAGACACCCUAUAAAUGUUCUGUCUGUGGGAAAAGCUACAAGGCAAAAGUCUCCCUCGUGUCUCACCAGAAACUCCACACAGGAUAGAAGGCAGUGGGAGCCGUCCCUGUGGGACAAUGGGUCUGUGCUCCCCUGAAGCAAAGUGUAAACCUGCUGCAAUUGAGGAUGGGCUGAGUGGGCACAGCAGGCAAGUGGGUGGUUUGGAUUUCACUGAGGGUGGCUGGUGAGGCCAAAGGAGGGGGCAGUGCUGGGCACUGGGGAGAUAAGUCAUUUCCGGGUCUGGGGGGAGCAGGCGAUGGAAUUAGUGGGGAGACAUUUUAUGCAAGUUCCACAUGCGCUUUCCAAUUUAGCAGGGAGGUAAAAAUUCCCCGUUGCCAUCCAGUCAUCCUUGCAGUUCCUAAGGCCCUUGAGGACAGAUGCACGCGGAUGUUCUGUGGGGCAGCACCAAGCAGUUGUACGCGGCUGUAGUUUAUAAAGCAGCCGAGAGCUACUGCUCUGAAGUAACAGGAUUUCAGAGCAAGUCUUGGUGUAUUGAAUGUCCCUGUAGACAUGCGGGGGUGCACUGAACAUUGGGGAAUCCAUGGGGGGAGAUUCGCCUGAGAGGUUUGAUUGCCCUGUUCCUGAGAGGCCAACAGUGAGAGCCGGAGACUUGGGACGUAGCACUCCUGGGUUUGGCUCCUGGCUCUGAGAAGAGUGUGGGGUCAGGUGGCUAGAGCAGGGCAAAGGAAGUGGGAGUUAGGACUUCUUGGUUCAGUAGCCAACUCUCCUAGUGUCUCCUUGUGUGACCCUGUACCAGUCACUUCCCCUCUCUGAUGUCUUGUUCCUCCUGUCUCUGCCCUGGGGAUAGUAAUAGUCGCUCACCUCCCUGGAGAGUUGUGGGGUGUCACUAAUCACUGUUUCAGAGUAGCAGCCGUGUUAGUCUGUAUUCGCAAAAAGAAAAGGAGUACUUGUGGCACCUUAGAGACUAACAAAUUUAUUAG
Dermochelys coriacea (leatherback sea turtle) is the source of this 7531-nucleotide messenger RNA. RefSeq lists its product as uncharacterized. The transcript is spliced from 16 exons. NCBI's taxonomy places the organism in Eukaryota, Metazoa, Chordata, Testudines, Dermochelyidae. The coding region runs from base 252 to 6638 and encodes 2128 amino acids. The record is from RefSeq and is a predicted model, not a curated record. Gene Ontology annotation, biological process: negative regulation of transcription by RNA polymerase II. Gene Ontology annotation, molecular function: DNA-binding transcription repressor activity, RNA polymerase II-specific.